AUGACGCCCCACGAUGUCCUCACCGAUCCAGACGUCUUCCCCGAACCUCAUACGUACCGCCCCGAGCGGUGGCUAGAAGCCAGCACAACAGGGCGCAAGCUUAACAGGUAUUUCGUGCCGUUUGGCAAGGGCGCGCGGCAGUGUCCGGGAAUGAACCUCGCCCACGCGGAAAUGUUCCUCACAGCGUCGACAAUCAUCUCGCGCUUCGACUGGGAACUGUACGAGACGAGCCUGGACGACGUCACAUGCCAGCACGAUUUCUUCGUGGCUGUGGCUAAGCUGGAUAGCAAGGGCCGCUGCGCCGCAUCAGAGAGCGCGAGGGGUGACGGAGGGCUCGAGAAGGGCUCGAGAAGGGCGGAAGCCGGCGCGUAUAGGCACCCUUAUUCAACCGCCUGGCGUUCUCUGCCAAUGGCGGCCCUAGAGCGUCCUUCUCACGGCUUCUACACGGGAGUUGAACGGGGUCGUCAAGAAGACAAGGACUGUUCCAUGUUGAACCAAGCUUCGUCGUCGCCUGCAAUUGCACCAAAGGAAAGCCUACAGCGAGAUGCUACGUUCCGGCCACCAUUCGCUGUUCUAGACGAUGCGAAGGUCUGCAGUCUCGUCGAUAUCAUUGACUCUGUCGAGGCAAUCUGCAAUCUGGCGGACAGGCAAAAGUCACGUUUGCCGUGA
This is a messenger RNA of Verticillium alfalfae VaMs.102, 669 nucleotides long. RefSeq lists its product as hypothetical. Lineage: Eukaryota; Fungi; Ascomycota; Sordariomycetes; Glomerellales; Plectosphaerellaceae. The transcript has 4 exons. Bases 1 to 669 code for a protein of 222 amino acids. The record is from RefSeq and is a predicted model, not a curated record. Gene Ontology annotation, molecular function: oxidoreductase activity, acting on paired donors, with incorporation or reduction of molecular oxygen; monooxygenase activity; iron ion binding.